CAAAUGAGAGAGAGAGAGAGAGUCAGCGAUCAGAAGGCUAUAAAUAAGUCUGCAACAAUUAAUCAAAGAAAUGAGGAAGGAAGAAAUGGAAAGCUUAGGCUGCUCCAUUGAAAUGGAGCCAAGAACUCUGAGUGGAGGAAAAAUCAGCAAUGCCAGGGAGGAAGCAGUUGAAAUAUUCUUAAAUAGGGAUCCUGAAGAAGCUUCUCUUAUUUUUAGCAAGGGAAAGAAGGAUGGCAAUACUGCCGGAGAGAGGAAAAAAGAGCGAUUUCCUGAAGUUUCUAUCAAGCGAUGGAGAAAUGCUUCAGUGAAUUCUACCAAAUCUAAGGGAUUGGACUAUAUGAGGAAUGCAAGAGAGCCUUUAUCUUCUCCAUUCUGAGUUACUUUGUAAUUUUAUCAGAAUUUGAUGUAUAAUCUACACUGAAGAGAUUCAAUUAUGUGGGCAUCAUUUCUUAUACUAAUCGACUUCCAAUCUAAAACUUUAUAAUUUGUCAA
Messenger RNA from Dendrobium catenatum, 492 nucleotides. RefSeq lists its product as uncharacterized. NCBI's taxonomy places the organism in Eukaryota, Viridiplantae, Streptophyta, Magnoliopsida, Asparagales, Orchidaceae. The record is from RefSeq and is a predicted model, not a curated record. The coding region runs from base 71 to 376 and encodes 101 amino acids. The transcript is spliced from 3 exons.